GGGAUCGUCUUAUUGCAUUUCGUGUAACAGUCAGAGGAGCGUCUUCUCAUCUCCAGUUCCUUCCUUUGGAUUAUAAACUUGCGACAUGGACCACAACACUCUGUGUUUCUCUGGUGGAAAUGAAACGUCUCCUUCUUGUUGGAUGUUAUUUUGUAUAUCCUCAUUGGGAAAGAAGGAUUUAUAGCGGGUGAAGGAUGACAAAGAGAAUGGAUCAGAGAGUGAAGCGAUGGCUGCCGAUUUGGUGCUGCUUCCUUUUGUGGAGGACGACUCGCGGACAGACUCGCUACAGCAUCCCCGAGGAACUGAAACCCGGUUACGUGGUAGGAAACCUCGCCAAAGAUCUAGCUUUGGGUCUCACCGAGAUGUACGACCGAAAGCUGCGUGUCGCAUCUGAAGCCGGGGAGCAGUACUUCAGCGUGGACGUGGGGAAGGGAGAGCUGCUGGUGAAUGACAGGAUAGACAGAGAGGCUCUGUGCGGACAAAGCACUCGCUGUGUGCUGCCGUUGCAGGUUGUACUUGAAAACCCGCUUAGCUUACAUCGAAUAGAGGUGGAAAUCAAAGAUAUAAAUGAUCAUUCCCCGAGGUUUAAUACGGAGGAAUUGUCUUUAAAAAUUGCGGAAUCGGCAGCAGUCGGGACACGUUUUUCUUUAGAGAGCGCGGAAGAUUCAGACGUCGGACGGAAUGAUGUCAAGUCCUACACGCUGACGAAGAAUGAGUGCUUUACAUUAAAAAUGAGGGAGGUUGAAGAUGGAAAAAUGGUCCCAGACUUAGUAUUAGAAAAGCCUCUGGACAGAGAGAAAGCCGCGGUCUAUCAGUUAACACUGACUGCGCUGGACGGAGGGAACCCGGUCAUGUCGGGAACCGCGCAGAUAUUAAUCACAGUUUUGGAUAAUAACGACAAUUUUCCUGUGUUUGAUAAAAGCAUAUAUCGAGUGUCCCUGACGGAAAACUCGCCGCGUGAUACGUUUGUCGACAAAGUAAAAGCAACUGAUGCCGACGAGGGACCGAACGGAGAAGUAGAGUUCUCGUUCGGGUCACGAACUCCGGCCAGUAUAUUGUCAUUGUUUGAAAUCAACUCCUCAACGGGAGAAAUUCGUUUACGAGGGGAUUUGGAUUAUGAAAAGGAAACGACGUACAAAGUCGAGGUGACGGCAAAAGACAAGGGAGCUCCGGUGAUGGAGAGCCACUGUCGACUGCAGGUCGAUGUCAUUGACGUCAAUGAUAACGCUCCAGAAAUAAUUCUCACGUCCGAACCCCAGCCGGUCCGGGAGGAUGCACCGAGCGGAUCUGUUGUCGCUUUGUUAAACACCCGUGACGCCGACUCCGGGAACAAUAGUAGAGUAACGCUGCAGCUGCGCAAAGGUUCUCCAUUUAGUCUUAAAGCCUCAUUUUCUAACAAUUACGCACUAGUCACCAGCGGGCCUUUAGACAGGGAACGUUUUUCUGAGUAUAAUAUUGAGAUCACAGCCACUGACUCGGGUUCUCCUCCUCUGUCCAGUAAGAAAACUAUACCAGUCACCGUCACUGACGUGAAUGACAACCCUCCUGUGUUCUCUCAGUCCUCUUAUAACGUCUAUUUGAAAGAGAACGGAGUAGCAGGAUCUAUCCUGUUCUCAGUCUCUGCUUCUGACCUGGAUUCUGGUGAGAACGCUAAAAUCUCUUACUCCAUUCUGGACUCGAAGGUUCAGGAGGUGUCAGUCUCAUCCUAUGUUUACAUCAACUCAGAUAACGGCAGCAUCUACAGCAUGCACUCGUUUGACUAUGAGAAGCUGAAGGUGUUUGAGAUUCAGGUCCAGGCAAAGGAUCAGGGCUCUCCGUCUCUCAGCAGCAACACCACCGUCCAUGUGUUCAUCCUGGACCAGAACGACAACGCCCCCUCUGUCAUUUACCCGUCCUCUGCUGCCCUGGGCUCCCUCUCUCAUCAGAGGAUGCCCCGCUCCGCUAAAGCCGGUCACCUGGUUACCAAGGUGACGGCCGUGGAUGCCGACUCGGGUCAUAACGCCUGGAUCUCCUACAAAGUGGCGGAGGCCACGGACGCCUCUCUGUUCACGGUCAACCAGUACACAGGGGAGGUGAGGACUAAACGCUCCGUGUCCGAGCACGACGACUCCUCUCAGAGACUCCUCAUAGAGAUCAGAGACGAUGGGGAACCGGUCCAGUCCGCCACCGUCACCGUGUCCAUCCUGCUGGAGGACGGGCUCCAUGAGCCCAUCUUGGACCUGAGACACAAAGUGUCCGAGCCCAGCAAGAAGAGCGACAGACUGGCCCUGUAUCUGAUCCUGUCUCUGGCCUCGGUGUCCGUGCUGUCGCUGGUGACUCUCCUCAUCUUAGCGGUCAAAUGCAUGAGGAGCAGCAGAAGCAGCGGCGCUUGCUGCAUGAGACGCUCAGACUGUGAGGAUUACAAGAACCCCAACAGAAACCUGCAGAUCCAGCUCAACACUGAUGGACCUAUCAAGUACGUGGAGGUCCUGGGAGGAGACAUGAUGUCUCAGAGUCAGUCCUUCAGGUCCUGCAUGUCUCCCAUGUCAGAGUACAGUGAUUUCACGCUGAUCAAACCCAGCAGCACCACUGACUUUAAGGAGGUGAUCAGUGUCCUGGAUGCUUCUUUACCGGACAGCACCUGGACCUUUGAGAGCCAGCAGGUGAGCAGAAAGCAGAUAUAAAUACUCAGACAAUGU
Messenger RNA from Synchiropus splendidus (mandarinfish), 2678 nucleotides. Its product is annotated as protocadherin gamma-C5-like. Gene Ontology annotation, cellular component: plasma membrane. Lineage: Eukaryota; Metazoa; Chordata; Actinopteri; Syngnathiformes; Callionymidae. Gene Ontology annotation, biological process: homophilic cell-cell adhesion. The transcript has a single exon. Gene Ontology annotation, molecular function: calcium ion binding. The record is from RefSeq and is a predicted model, not a curated record. Bases 195 to 2663 code for a protein of 822 amino acids.